Molecule: messenger RNA, 1408 nt
Organism: Phytomonas sp. EM1
Lineage: Eukaryota; Euglenozoa; Kinetoplastea; Trypanosomatida; Trypanosomatidae
Source: the annotation of a GenBank genome assembly
UUUUCAUUCUUUAAGGAGUAUAUUAUUAUAUAGCAUCAUUGUCGAAGUAUUUUUCGUUUUGAUUUGUCACACUUACUAUUUUUUUUCCAAUUUACGAAGCUGAAGACGAUUAAAUUUUCGCCCAAAAGUUCACUGAGAUAACGUAGAGCAGCUGAAAGUAUAGAAUUACUUAAAACAAGCACUGAACAAAGGAGGGUGUGAAAAAACAAGGGAGCGAGAGGCCAUGAAUACCACAGAACCCAUCACCAAACCGAGCUCCAUUUCUGAGCAACUCACGGAGAGCAUUCAGAAGUCUCUCCAAGACCACGGUAUUAACAAGGCCCGCGUGACACUGGAGUUGCUGGGGAGGAAUACCGAGGAUCCGCACCGUGUUGCGUCCGGCGUAAGCACGGCGAAGCCAGAUAAUAAUGACGUGGAGGUAAUCAUUUUGAAUCAUGAUGGACAGGAAGACGCAGAUGGGAAUAUGAACAACACUAGCGUUAACAAAGAAAACAGUUCCGACUCCAAGAUUUUCAUGUAUUCAAGUGAAGUGAUAGGCACAAAUAAGGAGCAGCCUUUCACCCAGCUCACCGAAAUAAAAAAUAAUUCUCCGGCAUAUUUACCGGAUUCGGCCGAUACGAGUAAGGAUAAUGGCGAAAAAGAAUGUAUAUACAAGGAAACAGAAAAAAAUUUGGUCGAAAAAACGUCUACGCCGAUGAAUAUGUCAGGCCAUGGCGCAAAUCCAGCAUCAGGACAACCAACAGAGCCGCACGAAAGGGUGAUGCUACCGAAUGAAGCACCAUCAGAGCAAGCAAGGGAAGCGGAGGGCGAGCAGCCUGCCUUUGCUGCGGAUGAUCCCAAAGCGUUAGAAGCAAUGGCUAUGAUGAUGGACGAAGGACUCUUACCAGAUGACGUGAGGAUGAUGAUGGAACGCGAGAAGAACAAAAAAGAACGUAUCAGAAUUCUCAACACCUUUCUCGGAAAAAGCGUGUUGUUGGAUUAUAAAAAAGCGCAGGGUCACUGGAAGUCGUCACCACCACCACCGAUAUCCUCAACACCUUUCAUGUCGGCCGCCAUGCGGACUCAGGUUAAACGAAGUUCAAAGGUUGGGGAGCAAAGUAACGAAGAGGGAGAAGCGAAAGCAGGCAUCUCUACAGCAUCCAGCACGGCCCCACGGACGCCUAAGGCUGGAGCUGGCGGCAUUCAAGUGCUGCGCUUCACGUUGCCAGCCGAUAAUCAGGCGAGGUUGGAUGCGGUGGAACAACUCCGAGGCAGCGCUGCCGGUGAGCAGCACAUCAGCGCCAAGGAUAAGUACCGGCUCAUGAUGGACGAUCAACAGCAGAUCCUGAAGAGGAACGACACCUCGCAAGAUGAGUACAAGCGGCUGCUCGACAAAGCCAUCGAGUACAAUCGCUCCCUCAUGCAGUAG